Molecule: messenger RNA, 1905 nt
Organism: Ziziphus jujuba (common jujube)
Lineage: Eukaryota; Viridiplantae; Streptophyta; Magnoliopsida; Rosales; Rhamnaceae
Product: protein CANDIDATE G-PROTEIN COUPLED RECEPTOR 7
Exons: 1
Coding region: 182-1510 (442 amino acids)
Biological process (GO): transport
Cellular component (GO): Golgi apparatus; membrane
Source: RefSeq, a predicted model, not a curated record
CAGAUUUUUUUUUUACAUUUUCUCCGAAAAAGUCUUAAUUCCUUCAGCCUCUUCUUCACCCACAAUCUCCUUUCUUUCACCCACAAAUUCCCAAUUUUUUUUUUUUUCUUCCUUCCGCUGAAAUUCUCUUCCCAAAAUUUUCCCACCACCCAAACACUCUUACCACCGACGAUUCUCCAAAAUGACGAAAAAGCCCCUACCCUUCCUCCUCCUCUUCGUCGUCUUGUUCUCCUCCAUUCUCAACCUCACCACCGCUGAGAUCAAAACCCUAACCAUAAAUUCCGACGCCAGGUCCAUGAUCCUCUUCGAGAAGUUCGGUUUCACACACACCGGCCAUGUCACAAUCUCGGUGAAGCAGGUCUCGGUGGUCUCCACGCGCGACACCAACGCACCCAUCGAGUCGUCGCGGCUGGGCUUCUUCCUCCUCUCUGAAGAAGCUCUCCUUCAGGUACUCAUGGAGAUGCAACAGAACCAGCAGUUCUGCGUCCUCCAUUCCCGCUACAUCCUCAACCUUUUCAAUUUCGGCGAGCUCUCUCCUCCCCCUCAGUCUUCCUUCAACCAUUCCUACCCUGUCUCUGCUCCAAACGAGUACAGUCUCUUCUUCGCCAAUUGCGUACCUGACACCUCCGUUUCCAUGGUGGUUCGGACCGAGAUCUACAAUUACGACAGCGAUGGUUCCAGGGAUUACCUCUCUGCCGGCCUCACUCAGCUCCCUACCCUCUUCUUCCUCUUCUCCCUCGCUUACUUCGCUUUCCUAGGGUUUUGGAUCUACAUCUGUUACACCAACAAAAGGUCCGUACAUCGAAUCCAUUUGCUCAUGGGUGGUUUGCUUUUGAUGAAGGCUUUGAAUCUCAUAUGUGCCGCCGAGGACAAGCAUUACGUCAAGGUUACGGGAACACCGCACGGUUGGGACGUUUUGUUCUACAUCUUUCAGUUCAUCCGUGUCGUUUUGCUCUUCACUGUCAUCGUUUUGAUCGGUACUGGGUGGUCGUUUUUGAAGCCUUUCUUGCAAGAGAAGGAGAAGAAGGUUUUGAUGAUUGUGAUCCCGCUUCAGGUUCUGGCUAAUGUGGCCUCCAUUGUGAUCGGAGAGACUGGGCCUUUCAUUAAGGAUUGGGUUACUUGGAAUCAGGUUUUCUUGCUGGUGGAUAUUAUUUGCUGCUGUGCAAUCAUUUUCCCAAUUGUUUGGUCUAUUCGUUCUUUGAGGGAGACUUCGAAGACGGACGGGAAAGCAGCUAGGAAUUUGGCAAAGUUGACCCUUUUCAGGCAGUUUUACAUUGUUGUUAUUGGGUAUUUGUAUUUCACAAGGAUCGUGGUUUUCGCGCUCAAGACCAUUGCGGCGUAUAAGUAUCAAUGGGUUAGCAAUUCCGCCGAGGAAACUGCAAGCCUUUUGUUUUACAUGGUGAUGUUCUAUAUGUUUAGGCCUGUGGAGAGGAAUGAGUACUUUGUUCUUGAUGAGGAGGAAGAAGAGGCCGCUGAGAUGGCUCUUAGGGAUGAAGAAUUUGAGCUUUGAAAUUGCAUAGAGAAGAGAGGUUUUUGCUCUCCUUUUUAUAUAUGGAUUUUGCUUAAGCAAAUGCAACAACAGUUAUGUGGGGUCCUGUAGCGGAAUGAAUUGAACGCGGUGAGUUCUGCUGCUUCAACUGUCGCCCACCCGUUUCCUUCGUUUAAUUUUUCUUCUUUUUACUUGUUUGAAGAACUUUUUGAUAAUUAAGGAAUUGUAACUCUACAUUUUCUCGAUAGAAUCCUCUAAUCCUUAUUCUGAUACUGAAUUCUGCUUCAUAGAGUUGGUUUACAGUGUUCCAUAUGUUUUUGUCUUUUUAUAUUGGUGUAUGCCAUUCAGUGGGUUGUGGUACAUUCUUUCUUUGUAGAAUUGAUCGUGUUAUAUUUUAUACUAUUAUUAUUUUUUAA